AUGUCAGCACCUAGUAAGAUAUCCUUACCUUAUACAUACUAUCUUAAUAAACUGACUUUGUGGAUUUCAAUAAUAGGAGGCGUUACAAUAGACGUCCUCAAGACAUUGCAUGCCCUUUGUAGAGUUGCUGGUAUUCGCUAUGCUAUUCUAGGGGGAGCUGCCUGUAUGGCCUUGGGAAGUACUCGUGCCACCCAAGAUGUGGACAUAGUGGUUGCAACUGGCCCCGAGAGUGGUCAAGACAUAGACUCGAAAAUCCGCACCCUUGUUGGACUGUCUGGAGGUCGCUUCUCAGCCCAUACUGACCAGUAUGGAAUACCGCACUUUCGACUUGAUGGUAUUGAGGUUGAAAUAUUUGAUCCUACUGUGUGGCCCCACCGGCCUCAAUACCGUCAAUUUCUGAGCAAUAACGGCUCUAUAUACAUUGGGGAUAAAGACGAAGGAUAUGUUGUUGUUGCACCACCAUUGUUAUUGCGCGAGAAGUUGAUCACUUUCGGGGAACGCAAGAAUAGGCCCAGCUCAGAUUUGCAGGAUAUUCAAUUUCUGAUGUGGUACUGCAGCGGGUUUGGAUACACUAUUGACUUGAGGGGUAAUGAUACAAUCAGCGCUAGUGCUCGGGCAGGUUUGUUGGAGUUUGCUAAUACAGGUGGACAGGUAUAUCCAGGCGUCGUGAUUCAGUAG
This is a messenger RNA of Fomitiporia mediterranea MF3/22, 678 nucleotides long. RefSeq lists its product as uncharacterized. The record is from RefSeq and is a predicted model, not a curated record. The transcript has a single exon. Lineage: Eukaryota; Fungi; Basidiomycota; Agaricomycetes; Hymenochaetales; Hymenochaetaceae. The coding region runs from base 1 to 678 and encodes 225 amino acids.